AUGGCGGCUUUGGAAAGACAGAACAAGGUUUUAGAGUCAAAUAAAGAUGAACUAUUAGAGAUAUUGGACCUUCUGAAGUCCGACUCGGAUGAAAGAUCAAUGGCUUUGCUUCUCAAGUUGAAGGCAUCCACUGAGACAGAUAUUUCGGCUCUUUGGGACUUGUUGAAGAGAGAUGUGACAACAGAAGAUGGGAGUAUUUUGGACCACCUUUGCGUAACAAGUACCAGUGAUGUGCCGUCACAAUCGAGUUCCGAGUUCAACCUUAUACUUCGCCAUCCAGUAGCAUAUCCGGCUUUAGCUCCGGUUGAUUUGCCUUCGAAACUUCUACGCCCUUCGCCGAUUCGAUUAGCGAAGGCAUAUCGUGGCGAAAACGAGCUUUUUGGAUCCAUCCCGCAAGGCCCUCAGCCUGUUCCAAUACCAAGCUCACAAACGCCUGCGGAUCCUUCCACGGUGAUCCCGGGAAAAAGUCCACUGUCCUACUGCGAUGACCGGCUGGCGAGUUUAAAGAUCAUUCAAUGGACUUCAGUACCUGUGACUGAUGAAUUCGCUGCUGGUGCCAUAUCUCUCUUUCUUAAAACAGAUCACCCAAUUCUUGGGUUAUUUGAUGCGGAGCUCUUCAUAAACGACCUAGUCGAGCCAUGUCUUCGAUUUUGCUCACCACUCUUAGUGAAUUCUCUUCUAUACUGGGCUUGUCAAGCUUAUGCGGCGUUCGACCCGCGAGCUAUUGCAUACAGUGACGCGUUCUUCAUUGAGGCCGAUAAUCUCUGGUCCCUCGAAUGGCGAAGUGAUUCACUCAAUGCGGUCGCCGCUUCCCAGUUUUUGAGCUUAGGUUCAGUCUACUACGGCAAGGAUGGGGGAGUGCCGUAUUUGAACCAAGGAAUCCAGAUGGCGCAGCGUAUGAAGCUCUUUGGAGUGCCAGAUACUGCCACAUCGCAGACUGUACAUGCACAACCACAAGAAUGGACACGAGCCAUGUCACACACGGCCUGGGGGGCCUAUAACUGGACUACGAUGCGAUGCAUACAGUUUCAGGAGCAGGAUCAGUCAAUUCGCUAUCCACCCAGAUUGGCAAUUCCUGGAUUGAGAAGUAGUGGCCUUGAAUCCGACAGCACGACCGAGCAGAUUCCUUCGCAACCCGCCCCUUACUUUACGGGGCCAACUUUCCCGGCUUUAUGUGAACUUUGGUCCAUUGCAAGUCAGUGGAUUCUGGAAUAUUAUAAGGAUGGAGGCAGCGAGAUUGUCAGUAGAAUAUCUCAGGAGUAUGCUGAAUCCAUGUAUCAGAAACUUUUGAGCUGGUCGGACAAGCUACCUAACGAAAUAGCUCGUGGCGACGAAAGCACUGAUCACAGCGCCACAAUGCACAUCUGGCUGCACAUUUUAAUUCUAAGCAUAUUCCGACCGUUCGCUACAUCAGCACAAAGAGUCGCUCCGAAGAUUAACACCACGCAGUUUUGGCCCAUGGGCCCAUUCAUGGCAUCAGUAAAACAGUUGAAACACCUAGUUCGGAUCUUCGAUUGCAGGUAUCCUUCCUCUAGCCGUAGCAUUUUGUGGCAUGUUGCUUUGCUACAGGUCGCUAAUGUUAUGGUGAACAUGGUAGGCGACCCUGACAGUCUUGCAUAUUUUCUACUCUGCAUCUCAUGUUAUCGAGAUCUCUAUCCUUCUUACCGCGUUGUUUACUCCAUUGUAAAGGGAUUACUUUCAAUGGCACGCCAAAGGGGCGUUAUAUCUGGCUCAACAGCCGCAUCAUUGUUUGAACAAAUGCAGAAUACCGGCAAGCACCACAUGGCACUAGAUAGUAUCCGAGCUGCAUUUGUGGUUGAUUUGGACCUGGCUCUUACAAAUACUAGCUCCUCCCAGGUGGACGCACUUGCCGACGACUUUGACACUAUGGCUAUGUUUGACGCGCUGACCGUUUCUACGGAUUACAUUGCCAUCUCAUCUGCUGACACACCUAGCCACAGUCCGCUAGACCUAGCAGAUGGAAGUUAA
Molecule: messenger RNA, 1989 nt
Organism: Pochonia chlamydosporia 170
Lineage: Eukaryota; Fungi; Ascomycota; Sordariomycetes; Hypocreales; Clavicipitaceae
Exons: 5
Coding region: 1-1989 (662 amino acids)
Source: RefSeq, a predicted model, not a curated record